Molecule: messenger RNA, 1329 nt
Organism: Salmo salar (Atlantic salmon)
Lineage: Eukaryota; Metazoa; Chordata; Actinopteri; Salmoniformes; Salmonidae
Source: RefSeq, a predicted model, not a curated record
UCCUGUGAACAAGCUCCACAUCUGCUUUUCUAUUGAAACAUUUAUUCUUUGUCCCAGUCACUGCCACCAUCUUCUGUGAAGUCAGACUAACAGUAUGUAUGUAGCUGUCUAAAUAAUGACCUUGUUCAUCCCUGAUAUGGCUGGUCAUCUGUUUUUGCUCAUCCUCCUUUUCGAUACCUUCCAGUACAUCAAAGCCAAAGAUCUUCCUCGGCCCAGUCUAACAGUGAUUCCUGCAGUCAUCAAAGAGAGAGACUCAGUUCAGCUGAACUGUCAGACUCCUUCAUCUGUCUCUGAGUGUUACUUCAAAAUGGAAGGGCAAGUGGAAUUCACCCUACCAUCACCCUGUCAACAGACUCUCACAGGAACACUACUGGUGAGGUGGACAGGUCAGAGUUCACCAGCUGAGGUCAAAAUACAAUGUCAGUACAGUGCUACAGGUUCACAGUUUAGAUCCAUGUUCAGUGAGCCUUCAACAGUCACAAUUCAGGACCUUCCUCAGCUGACAGUGAGUUCUACAGUCAUCAGAGAGACAGAAUCAGUUCAGCUGAGUUGUGAGACUCCUCCAUCUCUCCCUGUGUCUCACUGUUACUUCUACAUAGAGGGGAGGAAGAAUCUUCCAGACUCAUUGUGUACGCAGACAAUAACAGGAACUCAGCUGCUGAAGAGGGCAGAUCAAACAUUUCCAGUUGUGGUCAAAGUGAAGUGUUACUAUGCUGUAUGGAAGUCUCACACAUCUCCGUUUAGUAACUCUGUCUCAGUCACUGUUCAGGACCCACCUCCUCCCAGGCUGACAGUCAGUUCUACAGUCAUCAGUGAGAGAGACUCCAGUUCAGCUGAGCUGUGACUCUCCUCCAUCUGUCUCUGUGUCUCAGUGUUACUUCUACACAGAGGGGAGAGAUCCUAAACCCUCACCCUGUACGAAGUCACUCACGGGGACUGAGCUGCUCUCGUCGGCAGGUCAAAGUUCAUCUGCUGAGAUCAAACUGAGAUGUUUUUACACAGUAGAAACUCACUUUCCAUCGAUGCACAGUGGUUCUGUCUCUCUAUCUAUUCUUGAUCCAAAACCAGACAUUACAGUCCAUUUUGAUGGGUACUUCACCAUCAUCUGUUUGAUUCCUGGAUCCGUCAGUCCUGACACCACCUGUAACCUGUAUGUUGGAGAGGAGAGUCAGCCAUCCUUCACAGAAAAGAUCUGGAAAGAAAAAAGCAAAGCUUCCAAACAGUGGUUCUGUAGAUUCACUGUAACUGAGAGGGAUGUUAUCAGAACUCUACAGUAUGUGAGACGUAUGGAGGUGAGCUGUGACUACAGAGUGAGCUCAGGACCAAACU